Selaginella moellendorffii is the source of this 1440-nucleotide messenger RNA. RefSeq names its product two-pore potassium channel 1. The record is from RefSeq and is a predicted model, not a curated record. Gene Ontology annotation, biological process: stabilization of membrane potential; potassium ion transmembrane transport. Gene Ontology annotation, molecular function: potassium ion leak channel activity. Bases 300 to 1301 code for a protein of 333 amino acids. Gene Ontology annotation, cellular component: plant-type vacuole membrane. The transcript is spliced from 2 exons. NCBI's taxonomy places the organism in Eukaryota, Viridiplantae, Streptophyta, Lycopodiopsida, Selaginellales, Selaginellaceae.
UUUCUAGGUCUGGGCGUUGAGCGUUUGGAAGGGCAGAGCUCCAGUCCAGGUACCUUGGCGGUUGUUUGUCUUGUCGUCUAAGCAAGGAUAAGUUUUUGGGCAUCCCAUCAAACUCCAACUUGGGAUCCUCGAGUUUAGGUCCUAGAAGUCUCUUCUUCGUACGGCAUAGAAGAGAGGUCUCAUUCUUUUCUUAAGGGUUUAAGUGUACGGUAGAUCUCUCUCGUCAUUGACUUCUCGACUUCGUCCAUGGUUUUCUCGAUCUAGCUCAUUUGUUUCAUUUCUAGUUUUUGGUGAGAAGCAUGAGCAACACUAGAGAGCCUUUGCUCGUUCCUGCGAGCGAUCCCAAGGACCACCACCUCAAGAAAUGCGCGAGCGACACUGGAGCAAACUAUAGCCUGGAUCGACAGCGGUCGACCGGGAAGCCCCCACAACCCGAGCUCCCGCCCGUUGCAAACCUGGCCAUCCUCACGCCCCAGCGAGCCGCCAUGAUCCUCCUCAUCUACAUCGGCGUGGGACUCCUGUGCUUCAUCUACGUCAAGCACGGCUUCGAGGGCGAGAGAACCGUGAACAUCGUCGACGCCCUCUACUUUUGCGCCGUCACCAUGACCACCGUCGGCUAUGGUGAUCUCGUCCCCCACACAAGCACCGCCAAGCUCUUCACCUGCGCCUUCGUCUUCCUCGGCUUCGGCCUCAUCGGCCUCAUCAUCGGCAACGCCGCGAACUACUUCGUGGAGAAGCAGCAGCGAUUGCUCGAGAAAGCUCUCGAGGAGCAACAGCAGCUCGAGCAGUCGGGAGAGUCCCGGAUCACGAGCGUGCAGCACAAAGUUCUCGUCGCUGCUGGAUUGGUGGUGAUCGUCCUCGGGGCCGGCAUCGGCAUUCUCAUGGGAGUCGAGGGCCUCGGCUUCGUCAACUCGUUCUACUGCGUUUGCGUGACCGUCACCACGCUGGGCUAUGGCGAUCGAGCUUUCAGGACGGAGGUCGGGAGGAUCUGUGCGGUGUUUUGGAUCCUGGCCAGCACCGCUUGCGUCGCGCAGUUCAUGCUCUACCUCGCCGAGCUCAUCACCGAGGAGCGGCAGCACGCCAUCGCAAAGUGGGUUCUCUCGCGAAAGGUGACGAUCUCGGACGUGGAGGCGGCCGAUAUUGACAAAGAUGGCAGGCUCAGUGCUCCCGAGUUUGUGAUCUACAAGUUGAUUGAGCUCGGCAAGAUCCAGGACGCGGACGUGAAAGCGAUCUUGGAUGACUUUCGGGAGCAAGAUGUCGAUCAAUCGGGAAGCAUUACCAUCUCGGAUGUAACGUCAUAACGCUGGAGCUUCGCUCAAUCUUCAUCUAGCUUUCAUAGCUCAUUUGGUCAGAGCACCCGUUUAGUAAGCGGGAGGUCCUGAGUUCAACUCUCAGUGAAAGCAAAGUUAUUUAAAUCUAUUAUUUUAACUAUAAAUUUUU